Messenger RNA from Necator americanus (New World hookworm), 1566 nucleotides. RefSeq lists its product as uncharacterized. Bases 1 to 1566 code for a protein of 521 amino acids. NCBI's taxonomy places the organism in Eukaryota, Metazoa, Nematoda, Chromadorea, Rhabditida, Ancylostomatidae. Gene Ontology annotation, biological process: ATP metabolic process; vacuolar acidification; proton transmembrane transport. The transcript has 13 exons. Gene Ontology annotation, molecular function: ATP binding; proton-transporting ATPase activity, rotational mechanism. Gene Ontology annotation, cellular component: proton-transporting V-type ATPase, V1 domain. The record is from RefSeq and is a predicted model, not a curated record.
AUGGAUAUCGACGCUAGGUCAACUGCACGUCUUAACUGUUGUUGCGUUGAAGGAUUGUUCCGUCCAGCUAUGGCUGCGAUUGAUGUGAACACAUCAAUUACCUCGCAUAAGACAUCCACGAUCCGCAACUACAACACACAACCUCGACUUGUUUAUAAGACUGUCGUCGGUGUAAAUGGACCGCUGGUAAUUUUGAACGAAGUGAAGUUCCCACAGUACAAUGAAAUCGUGCAUAUUACUCUGCCAGAUGGGACGAAAAGGUGUGGACAGGUCUUGGAAAUCACAAGAAACAAAGCUGUCGUGCAGGUAUUCGAAGGGACAUCCGGCAUUGAUGCGAAAAAUACUGUUUGUGAGUUCACUGGCGAUAUCUUGCGUACCCCUGUUUCUGAGGAUAUGUUGGGACGCAUCUUCAACGGAUCUGGCAAACCAAUCGAUAAGGGACCACCUGUACUUGCUGAAGAUUUCUUGGAUAUCAACGGUCAGCCUAUAAAUCCCUGGUCACGGAUCUAUCCUGAAGAAAUGAUUCAGACAGGCAUCUCUGCUAUCGACGUGAUGAAUUCUAUCGCUCGCGGGCAGAAAAUCCCCAUUUUCUCAGCUGCAGGCUUGCCUCAUAACGAAAUUGCGGCACAAAUUGUACGCCAAGGAGGUCUUGUAAAACUGCCUGACAGCAAACAAGAAGGUUCUGAUUCAAACUUUGCCAUUGUUUUCGCAGCUAUGGGUGUGAACAUGGAAACUGCUCGAUUCUUCAAGCAGGAUUUCGAGGAAAACGGAUCUAUGGAAAAUGUCUGCCUGUUCCUCAACUUGGCUAAUGACCCAACAAUUGAGCGCAUCAUCACUCCACGUCUGGCACUAACAGCUGCGGAAUUCUUUGCAUAUCAAUGUGAAAAACAUGUGCUUGUCGUACUCACUGAUAUGUCUUCCUACGCUGAAGCUUUGCGUGAAGUUUCUGCGGCGCGCGAAGAAGUACCAGGUCGCCGAGGAUUCCCAGGUUAUAUGUAUACAGAUUUGGCUACUAUCUAUGAACGUGCCGGGCGUGUCGAAGGACGUGAUGGCUCCAUAACACAAAUACCCAUUCUCACCAUGCCAAACGAUGAUAUUACUCACCCGAUACCGGAUCUUACUGGCUACAUUACUGAAGGACAAAUAUACGUUGAUCGCCAACUGCAUAACAGACAGAUUUACCCUCCAAUUAACGUUUUGCCUUCACUGUCUCGACUAAUGAAAUCUGCUAUUGGUGAAGGAAUGACACGUGUUGACCAUUCAGACGUUUCUAAUCAGUUGUACGCAUGUUAUGCGAUAGGAAAAGACGUACAAGCAAUGAAAGCAGUGGUAGGAGAAGAAGCACUGUCAUCUGAUGACCUCCUCUACUUGGAGUUUUUAGGAAAAUUCGAGAAAAAUUUCAUUGCACAAGGGAACUAUGAAAAUCGAAACGUAUUUGAGUCACUCGAUAUAGGAUGGCAACUGCUACGUAUUUUCCCAAGAGAAAUGUUAAAGCGAAUUCCAGAAAGUAUACUAGACAAGUUCUAUCCUAGAGGUGGAGCGAAGUCAAAGUCAGAUUCGUCUUGA